AAGGAGAAUAAGAAGAAUAACAAUAACAAUAAGGAAGAGGAGAGGAAGAAGAAGAAGAAGAAAAGGAAGAAGAAGAGAGGAAGAAGAAGAAGAAGAAGAAGAAGCCCCGCCCCCCUCACUAAAUAGCCUGUUAGCCGACUCCAACACCUGUUUUCGCUUUACCCAAGCGAUGGAGGUGACGAUGGACCCAUUGUUCCUGGCAUGGAGCUAUUUCAGGAGGCGAAAGUUCCAACAAUGUUCUGAUAUUUGCUCUAAAAUAUUACAAGACAGCCCCUACGACCAGGCUGCAUGGAGCUUGAAAACUCGUGCUCUCACAGAGAUGGUAUACAUAGAUGAAAUUGAAGUCGACCAGGAGGGGAUUGCAGAGAUGAUGCUGGAUGAGAGCUCUAUUGCCCAAGUUGCUCGACCUGGAACAUCACUGAGGCUCCCUGGAACAAGUCAGGGUGGAGGUCCCUCACAGGCUGUCAGGCCUAUGACACAAUCAGGGCGUCCAGUAACAGGAUUUGUAAGACCAAGCACGCAGUCAGGGCGCCCAGGGACGAUGGAGCAGGCUAUCAAGACUCCCCGCACUGCAAGCACUGCCCGUCCUGUCACCAGUGCUUCAGGGAGAUUCAUCCGCCUGGGAACAGCCUCUAUGUUAACCAAUCCAGAUGGACCAUUUAUUAACCUGUCAAGACUGAAUCUGGCAAAGUAUUCCCAAAAGCCUGAUUUAUCCAGGACACUUUUUGAGUUCAUCUUCCAUCAUGAAAACGAUGUGAAAAAUGCUUUAGAUUUGGCUGCUCAAGCUACUGAACAUGCUCAGUUCAAAGACUGGUGGUGGAAAGUCCAGCUGGGGAAAUGCUACUACAGGCUUGGCUUAUAUCGAGAAGCAGAAAAACAGUUUAGAUCAGCUCUCAAUCACCAGGAGGUGGUGGAUACAUAUCUCUACCUUGCGAAGGUGUAUCAGCGUCUGGAUCAACCAAUAACAGCACUCAACCUUUUCAAGCAAGGCCUGGACCACUUUCCUGGUGAGGUUACCCUUCUGACAGGAAUUGCUCGCAUACAUGAGGAGAUGAACAACAUUCCAUCAGCCACCGAGUACUACAAAGAUGUCCUGAAGCAGGACAACACUCAUGUGGAGGCCAUAGCCUGUAUAGGCAGCAAUCAUUUCUACACCGAUCAGCCUGAGAUCGCCCUACGCUUCUACAGACGGCUCCUCCAGAUGGGGGUGUAUAACUGCCAGCUGUACAACAACCUGGGCCUGUGCUGCUUCUAUGCCCAGCAGUACGACAUGACUCUGUCCUCAUUUGAGAGGGCACUGGCCCUGGUGGCCAAUGAUGAAGAGCAGUCGGAUGUGUGGUACAACAUUGGACACGUGGCUGUGGGCAUAGGGGACUUGACACUGGCCUACCAGUGUUUUAAACUUGCCUUGGCUUUUAAUAAUGACCAUGCUGAAGCCUACAACAACCUCGCUGUGUUGGAGCUGCGCAAAGGUCGCAUCGAACAGUCUAAAGCCUUCCUGCAGACUGCUGCAUCACUGGCCCCUCACAUGUAUGAGCCGCACUUCAAUCUCUCCAUUCUCUCUGAAAAGAUUGGAGACCUUCAGAGUAGCUACACUGCGGCCCAGAAGUCUGAGGACUCCUUUCCCGAGCACGUCGACACUCAACAGCUUCUUAAGCAACUUCGGCAGCACUUUGCAGUGCUGUGAGCGUCAGACCAGCUUUAGGUCAUUUUGAUAGUGAAAGGUCGGUAUGUUAUUCAGACAUGGAAAUCAACAAAUGGCUGUUAGUUUUUAUUUGUGUUUAUUUGUCAAAUGGUACAUUAGCACCAGUGGCUAAGUUAAUUGUGAUUAAUAUCUGUGACUUUUGUUAGAUGAACUUAAAAAUCUGACUCUAUAUCACAAAACAAAUGACAUGAAUGAAUGUACAAUUCAUGGGAAGCUGGAUGUUUCCCAGCUUAACUGGUAAUUUAGUGUGUAGUUUUGUAUAGCAAAUACAAAAUAUAUGUGUACAUAGUAAAGGUAAAUAUUUUAUUUAUUACAGUAAAAUAUUUUUUUCAUUUUAUAGUCACUUCAUGAAGCAGAUGUAUUUUCUGUAUUUUAAACUACUUGACCAUUUUGUAGUACCAACAGACAAUAAAAAGACCAAAUCGGAUGACGUGUAAAA
This is a messenger RNA of Acanthopagrus latus (yellowfin seabream), 2144 nucleotides long. It is a transcript of the gene ttc8, whose product is annotated as tetratricopeptide repeat domain 8. Gene Ontology annotation, molecular function: protein binding. Gene Ontology annotation, biological process: non-motile cilium assembly. The record is from RefSeq and is a predicted model, not a curated record. Bases 170 to 1687 code for a protein of 505 amino acids. NCBI's taxonomy places the organism in Eukaryota, Metazoa, Chordata, Actinopteri, Spariformes, Sparidae. Gene Ontology annotation, cellular component: non-motile cilium; ciliary basal body; BBSome. The transcript has 14 exons.